Jaculus jaculus (lesser Egyptian jerboa) is the source of this 2312-nucleotide messenger RNA. It is a transcript of the gene Pcnp, whose product is annotated as PEST proteolytic signal containing nuclear protein. Lineage: Eukaryota; Metazoa; Chordata; Mammalia; Rodentia; Dipodidae. The transcript has 6 exons. Gene Ontology annotation, biological process: protein ubiquitination; proteasome-mediated ubiquitin-dependent protein catabolic process. Gene Ontology annotation, cellular component: nucleus. The coding region runs from base 18 to 671 and encodes 217 amino acids. The record is from RefSeq and is a predicted model, not a curated record.
AGGCCGCGGCGGGGAAGAUGGCGGACGGGAAGGCGGGAGAGGAGAGCCCCGGAAAGCCGCAGCGAGCCGGCGCCGCCGGAGUUAAUUCAUGGGAGCCUCUUCUACUGCCACACAAUCUCAGUUCCUGCUAUACUCUAACAGUGGAAGAGACUGUUGGGUCAGUAGGUGACAACUGCAGAGGUAUCUUCCUUAUAAAGAUGCUUUUUGAGGUUGCUGCUCCCAUCAAUCUGCUCAGUAAAAAUAGCUCAUCUUGUAAUGGAGGGGAAAGCUCCCGUCGCAGCGCUGAGAAGCGGUCAGCUGAAGAAGCUGCGGACAUCCCCACAAAGCCCGCAAAGGCCUCCAAGUUUGGAUUUGCCAUGGGUAGUCAGACGGCCAAGAGAGCCUCCGCCAUCUCCAUCAGACUCGGGUCAAGCAAGCCUAAGGAAACUGUUCCAACUCUUGCUCCAAAAACACUUUCAGUAGCAGCAGCUUUUAAUGAAGAUGAAGAUAGUGAACCAGAGGAAAUGCCCCCAGAAGCAAAAAUGAGGAUGAAGAAUAUUGGAAGGGAUACACCAACCUCAGCCGGACCAAACUCCUUCAAUAAGGGGAAGCAUGGGUUUUCUGACAACCAGAAGCUGUGGGAACGAAAUAUAAAGUCUCAUCUCGGAAAUGUCCACGACCAAGACAAUUAAAUUACGCUUUUGAAACUGGGUGUUGGGAUGUAAAGUUAGAAAGAACAGCUUCCUUUUUUAAAAGAAUGGUAUAAGACUUAUCUUUGGAGCCACCUUUUUUUCUUUUUCAUUUUUUUAAAAGAUUGAGUGAUACACUAAUAAAUGAGAGUUUGAAAUUAGAGGUAAUUUAUGUUUUAUAUACAGAUUUCAAGACAUUUGCUAAUUUUGUAGUUUCAUGUGAUUAGUUUCCAAAAGUUACAGAUAAUAAAGAAAUCAGAAAUGGUACCUUUUUAAGAAUUGCAUAUUUUUUUAGACACAGCUAUUAGCACAUUAAGAGGGAAGUGAAAAGUUAUCUAUUUACAGCUUCAAGCAGUUACUUGCCUAACUUCAUUCCCUCGUUUCCUAAACUGUCUGGCUCCCAGGAACAGCCUUAUAGAGAGAGGGAGUAUUGUAUUGAGAAGAAAAUGUUACUGGACUAUUGACUGAAAGUAAAUUUAGAGAAAAUGAGACCUUUUUUUUUCUUAUGGGCAUUUUGUUUUGUUUCACGUCGUCAUAUACUAGGUAUUGCAUUGCUAUCAGUGGAUAAAGAUGCUUAGCUCUUUAAAAAAAGAAAAACCAAUUAAAAAAAGAAGUUUAUGUGAAGUAUUGAGUAUUUGAAACAGCCCACUUCACUCUGAUGGACUUCGUCUGCCUCCAGUUGUCAUCAAGCACGCCGCUUGCUACCACGGUAACUCAGUAUCUGGAAUGUGCUUCUCUUGGUUUUGUUCCUACUUCUGUGCGAGCAUUUCCACCAAAACUUGAGGCAGAUCGUAUGGAAGCUGCUCUUUUAAAAUACAAACCACCACCAAAAAUGUAAAUGUACAUACUGCUUUAUUGUUUGGCUGGUUUUCAAUUUUUUUAAAGAUUUAGAUACAAGAAAAAAGACAUAACAUUGUAUGAAGACAGGAAAUUGAGAAGAUGUACUUUCUGUGACUGGCUUCUAAGUUGUUGAAUUGAACUCACUACAAAAUUUCCUGUAAUUCUAAGUAUGUAUGUACUGACCAGUGGCCUGAAAAGCACAUUUUAUGUACUGAAAUAGAAGGAAAGAAAAUACAUCUUCAAACACAUUUUAUGGAAUCUUUCACCACAUAUACUCUGCAAGAUUUGUGUACUGUAGGAUAUUUGUUUUGUAUUUUUGUAUUGUAUAUGGACUUUUUUUUCUAAUGUGUCAAUUAAAUGCUUCUUUAAGUGCAUAGUCACAGAUGAAAUAGUAUGAUUCCCUUAAGAACUACAAGCUAAAUUUGGAGGCAGCUUCUGAGAGUUUUAUUGGUGGUGACUAUUCGCUAGGCUCUUUUACUAGGUAACAAUUCCUGAAAAGCAGCUUGCGGAUGUUCUUAACAGUCUGUUCACUUAAAUUUAAGUUUAGAAUAAGCCCCAAGUGAAACAAUGGAAAUGUACAUAGCACUAUUAGUUCUUACAUGAUUUAAUUAUAUCAAGAUACAUAAAUUUAACUUUUCUGUAGACAAACUCUUCAUUUUGUCCAUUUACUAUUUGUAACAUCUCUCUCCUACAUAUUCCUUACUUGACCCAAAUAAAAUGUUAACCUAAGGCCAAGUUAAGGAGAGAGAAAUAACUGAAAUGAAUGUCUUUACUAAAAUACCAAUAAAUUUUGUCAAAACUCAA